AAUUGACGAGAGAAAAAGAGGGAGGGGAAGCGGGAGGGGAGGGGGGUGUCUGUGUGUGAAAAUCCCAGCGAAAGAAAGCGGGAAGAAGGAGAAGACGAACGACGAAAGGACAAAGAAGCACGAAAGCCACCCUUGUACCGAAGGGUAGGGUCUGUCUGUCUGUCUGCCUGCUGUGUCAGGUUGCCUCUCUGUUGUCUCUCUCGUGUCACCAUACAUUACAUACCACACACAACACGCAAUACGCUCGGGCAGUCGGGAAAUCGGCAGGCAGGCAGGCAAGUUGGUGGGUCGUCACUGUCGUGAGUGACCCACGAAAACAACAACAAGAGCAACAUGACAACACUAGGAGGGUGGCUCGCUGACUCACAGACAGGCCUUUCCUUCGUUCCUUCCGUUGCUGGCUGUCAGGUCAUCCAUCCAUCCAUCAGGUCUCUGCUGUCCAUCUGUCUCUGUCUGUCUGUCUGUGUGUCAAGUAGGCCGCCGGCACACCAGGCCACACUACGCCAUGCAAUGCAGUGCAAUGAAACUCACCCACGAAUUCAGCCAAUCACACAUUGAGCAUCCAACCUAGCCCACCCAGAAUGAGUCCCAUCCGUCCGUCCAUCCAUCCAUCCAUCCGUCAGCCAGACAGCCAGCCAUCCAGCCAUCCAGCAAUCCAAGAGUGAAAGUACGUAUGAACGUCAAAUUAGUGCCCCCCGUCGCCGGCGUGAAACGCCGACGCGAGGGCAGUCACGUCUGUCUGUCCUCUCGUCUGUCCGACGUGUCUCUCUCACUUCUUCUUCUUCUUCUUCUCUUCGUUUGUCCUUUCUCCUUUGUGUCUCCAUCACAAAGCGACUACGUUCGUCCAUCCAUCCAUCCAGCCAUUAAUUGCGCACAGACAAGACCGACAGACAGAUGUGGAUAGACAGCACCACACACGCAUACAGAAGGCAUACACACACAGUAGAUAAGGAAGGAGCACCUACAUACACACGCACAUAUAUAGGUAGGUAGACAUCUUACGUAACGACCCGAACACUGGCAGGCAGAUAGACAGACAGACAGAAAGCGGGCCCCAGCACAGACGGACAAACAUACAGUGGUAGACAGCAAGCGGGGAAGACCGCACGCAACUCCGCCCCUAUUGCAGACAGACCCGAAUACCGACCAACCAACCAACCAGCCACACCACACCAUCCAUCCAUCCAUCCAUCCACACAGCACACAGUAGUAGUCAUGGACCAAUAUGCAUAGCCAGAGCCACCCAGCCAUCCACCCACCCAUUCACCCUCACAUCAAGCCAGCCAAGUAAGGCAUCACCCCAGAAAGUGACGAGCCGGGAUCGCAUCGAUCCACUCACCCAUCCGUGCAUGCGUCCCGAUUGACAACAAGCCACUUCGUUGCCAGACGUACAUACAAUGUGAACGCUUUUCAGUUGCUUCGGUGGUUGGUUGGUUGACACGUAUGUAUGAGCCCUCUCCCCCCAUCCCAUGCACCCCCUCCCAUCCCAACGGUCAGUCAGCCAGUAACCCAAUCGUGAUGCAUGGGCGCCCUCCCUGCACACACAUCAAGACGCAUACACCACCAAGACACAUACACAAGUCUGUCUGGAGGUGAGUGGAGGGCUCAUCGCGUCGCUGGCUCACCACUGUGUCGGUUCGCUGAGUCAGUCGAUCAGUCAGUCUCGUCUGUUGUCGGGCCUGCCCCCUCCCGUGUGCGAGUGCUCCCGGUGGUGUCCGUGCACUGGGAUGAAUCGCCUCUUUCCCGUGCUGUCCCGGUCACCGUUGCUGCCCCACGGCGAGCCGUACUCCAUCAGAUGGUGGGCUGGGUGGUGGUGAUGCUGGUGGUGCCCGUAGCCCUUGCCAUAGUCGUCUCGCUGCACGAACCGGCGCGUGGGCGCCUCGGCGAGAGCAGCCGACCGGUGUGUGUGUGUGGCCGUGGAUGGAGUGUCGCGCUCGCGAGUGGGUGGGCGGUCGCGUGUGGGUGCGGGGAAUGGCUGUGCCACACCGUUGCGGAACAGGAUGGGCUUGUGGUCGGGAUUGGGCACGGACAUCAGCUGAACAAACGAACCACACGGCAGCACGAGGGAGGGACAAGUGAUAGGCGUGGUGCGUAUUAUGCCAUGCAGGUCUUACGGCAGAGUUUCUGAAGUGGUCGAUGUUUGCGUCGAGGCCCUGGAUGUGCGCCCAGCACACCUCCGAUACCUGAGGACACACAAUCCACCCGUCCGUCAUUCAUCAUUCGUGUGCGUGGCGCAUUCGUGUAUGCGUGUGUGUACCUUGUUGCUUUUGAAGUGGCUGAGUUUGUGUCCGUUGAACUGCUUGGUGAACGAAUCCGCAAACGACGGAUGCAGGAAAUUCAGAAACGCGUAGCCGAUGUUGCCUGAAGCAGGUAAGGAAGAGCACACAGCAAGUGAACGUCUGUCCACCACCAGCCGCGCAUGUCGCUGGCUCUGGUGUACGUUUGUUUCUGAAGUCGAUGGGCAGGUAGAAGAAGUCAUACAGACCCUGACGCACACACAAGAGGACAACAGACAAUUGCUGCCAGCUGUAUUGAUUGACGUGGCAGCUGUGUUGCUCACCUUGUAUUGGGGGUCGACGAUGGACUUGAGCAGGCUGACGGUGUACUUGCAGGGGAUGUUGCGCCACAUCACUGUAGUCUUGCCCUCUGUCGUGUCCACCAAACCAUCUGAUAUCCCAUACAAACGGAACACAACACCUAUGAUGCAUGUGUGCCUCAUUUUCUCAUUCUCCCCUGGCAUACCCAUGUUGGGCAUCGGGACGUAGUCGGGAUGGCUGGGCGACACCUCACCAACGUACGUCUCCACCGCAUGGCCCCACCCCUCCUUCCUCGGCAGCACGGGCCGCUCCUGAGGCGUCGGCGGCCGACGUCCACCUCGCCCGUCACCGCGCAGGGGCGUCAGCGGCGUGCGGGGCGUGGCGCCCUCCCGCUUGUGUGGCGGCACAUACUUGCCCGGUGUGCUGCCGGGCGUCAGAGGGGUCAGCGGGCCGCCCGAGUCAUCGGCCGACCGCGGCAGACGCGAGCCGUCGCUGACCGUCCGUGGUGGCAUGUCCACACGCACCGUCAGGACGUUGCGCUCCCGCCAUGCCGCGUGCUGCGGCUGGCGGGGCAGCUGCUCGACGCUGGUGCGGCGGUCGGGUAUGCCGAUCUGCAGCGGGUCGAUGGGCGUGUUGGGCGAUUCGUCUGAGCUGCUCGAGCCGUUGGAGCGGCACGUGUUGACGGCAAUUCGUGGGUUGCGUGAGUACGGUGGUGAGGAUGCGGGGUUGCUGGGCGAGAAUGACGAGUGCGUGGUGCUGGUCUGGUCGCGGAGUGACGCCAGAGGGUCGGGGAGGAACUGGAACGUGUCCGGCGACAGGCUCGCCACAUCGUCAGCCGCCCAGUCGGGUAAAGGCUGCACACACACACACACACACACAGACAGACAGAGAGAGAGAGAGAGAGAGAAUAACAAGUGGUUGUCUGCAUUGGACUUGUGUGUGUGCUUCUCGCCUCGUCUCACCGAGUCGUCAGAGCUUCGCUUUGCCCCCAGCCGAUACCCAUUGUUGUUGUGGUUCUUGUUGGUGGUGUUGUGCCCGUUCCGCCCUGCCUCAUUGUUGUCCCCCCACCCUCGCUCAACCCUGCCGUAGUGGCCCCCGCCCCACACACCGCCGCCCAGGCUCGGUGGCAUGGGGGAGGGCGGGGCGAUGGGCAGCGGCGACUGCAUGCCAGGAGGCAUCUGAAUGGCGUCGCCGUGGUGCAGGAACGGCGUGCGGUUGGGCUCGCUCUGGGUGGCCAGCACGCCGUGUGAGAGUGUCCGUGGCCGCUCCUCGUCUUCAAAACCGGGAGGAGCGCCAACCGCAGACAUGCCGACGCCCAUGGACGGCUGCACGUUGGUCGUGUCGAACGGCGAGGGCGUGCCCGGCGGUGACGGCGUGGCGGCGAGGCCGUGCGGCGGGUCGAGCAGACCCCACGAGAAGACCGACUGCGGUGUCAGGUAGCGGCUGUCACUCAGGCCGGUCUGGUCGGCCAAGAACGCCGACUCGCGCGGCGCCGCCCCCUCGCUCACAUCUGCUGAUCGGUUGCGCUUCAUGUCUGAAGGUCGCAACUCAGGUGUGGGGGGCGGCGGGCGGAUGGGGCCGGGACGGAUGGAGGAUGAUGAGGCCGUCGACGAGGGGGUGAAGCCCAGGCCGAUGUUGAGUCCCAGCGACAUCGGGCUGGCGUUCGGCAGCUCCCGCACAUCCUUGCCCUCGCCCAGCACGAGCACGUCCGGGUGCGUAGACGGCGACAUGUGCUUGGCGAUGCUGAUGACGCUCUCACUGCAGGCAUCUGGGCUAGACCUCGAUCGCGUGACGAACGUGGCCUCGUCGAUGUCCCAGCCGAGUGUGGCGGGUGGUGAGGGUGAGGGGGGCAUGUUGUGCGGGAAGAAGCUGGAGGGCGACGCGUUGGAUGCGGCGGGCGUGUCGUCCAAAAAUUUGAGGUCGAUCUCGGACUUUGAAGUCGGUGGCGGUGGCGGGAUCACCUCGGGAAGGACGAGACUGCACAAGGGCAAGAAACGAAGGAGAGGUGAACACACGAGGCCCUCAUGUGCGUCCGUCUGUCUGCGCCUACCGGUCAUGUGCACUGGCUGCUGUGGUCGCCUUCACGUCGGCUGUUGUUAUCUGGUGGCUGUUGCUGUCACUCAUGGUCGUCUGUCGCUGGAAAGCGGGGCGCUUGUGGCAUUCACAAGGGCACGGAAGCACGGAGAAGAAGGGCACACUAGCCGAUUCACGAUGAGGAAGAUGAAAAUCGGACACUCGCAGGGACGUUUCUGCGUCAGGCCGACCGAAGAACCUGACGACACACAUCCACACAGGGAGACGGGCGGAGAAACGAGCGAGACGGACAUGCAUGGUCACCAUAGGCUCACGCCUCUCUCCCUCCCCACCUGCUCACCUCAGUCACUGUAAGGGCGCGAGUGCCACGUAAAGCACAAGAGGGGAUGAAGGCCAGGGAAAACAGGUCUCGCAGAUGGAAGGAAGGGCUGGCUCUGUCAGUUGUCCCGAGUGACCGACAGACUCAGCACGCGAAGCAAAACGCCAACAGGCCUGCCGGAUGAGAGGGAACGAGCUGGCUGAAAACUUUCAUCCGCUGGGAUGCGCACAGUCAGAAGGGUGACGGGAUGGGGGAGACGGCAGCUCGAUUGCUCGACAGAGGCGGAUGGCAAGCAGGCAGACUGGCGAUGACGCGAAUCAGUGGAUCACGAGACAGACCGGGGAGGGAGGAGAGUGCGUGGCCUGGGACGGGGACUGCAAGCAACCACGACCGACAGGCGAGGCUGUCUUGUCUGGUGGGUUGAGGUUACGCCUCCCUUGCGUUGCGUUCUAGAAGUGUAGAGGUCGGGAUAACAAAU
Vitrella brassicaformis is the source of this 5368-nucleotide messenger RNA. NCBI's taxonomy places the organism in Eukaryota, Vitrellaceae. The record is from the annotation of a GenBank genome assembly.